Messenger RNA from Trifolium pratense (red clover), 3213 nucleotides. Its product is annotated as disease resistance protein RGA2-like. The transcript is spliced from 2 exons. NCBI's taxonomy places the organism in Eukaryota, Viridiplantae, Streptophyta, Magnoliopsida, Fabales, Fabaceae. The record is from RefSeq and is a predicted model, not a curated record. The coding region runs from base 286 to 2895 and encodes 869 amino acids. Gene Ontology annotation, biological process: defense response to other organism. Gene Ontology annotation, molecular function: ADP binding.
UAAACAAACUUAUUUGAUUAUUGAAAUCAACAAAACUAAGCAUUUUCUUAGAAAAUGUGAAAAAUCCGAAAAGAACACCUAUUAAACAAAACAAACCAACUAUAAUAGGCGACACAAGAAAACAAGCAGAAAUAAACUUAUUUUAUUUGGUGAUGGAUCCAACCAACUUAGCACUCUGUUGACUCAACAAGCUUGACUUCAUUGUAUAAACAGGUAUGGAUCUGAGCAAGGCACAAUCACCACAACCACAAACUCCGUUUCUGCUCUUUCCAUAUUAACAGAAUUAUGGCUGAAUCAUUUGUCUUAUUAGAUGUUGCUGAUUCACUCCUAGGGAAGCUUGCUUCUUAUACUUAUGAAGAAGCUUCUCAAGCCUAUGGUGUAUAUGAAGAUCUACAAGGGUUCAAAGAUACUUUAUCGAUUGUCAGUGGUGUGCUGUUGGAUGCUGAUCACAAGAAGGACCAAAAGCAUGGGCUGCGUGAAUGGCUAAAGCAGAUUCAAAACAUUUGCUAUGAUGCUGAAGACAUAUUGGAUGGAUUUGAGUUGCAACACAAGCGAAACCAAGUUGUCAAAUGCGGCAGCACCAAGAUGAAGGUACGCCACUUGUUUUCUUCCUCUAAUCCACUUGCCUUCCGUCUUAGGAUGGCGCGUAAAAUCAAAGAGAUAAGGGGCAGGUUGGAUAAGGUAGUGGCUGAUGGUACUAAGUUUGGACUUGCGAGUUUUGAUUCCGGACUUAUUAUGCAAGGAAGAGAAAUGACUUAUCCGGAUGUUGAUGCUUCAAGUGUAAUAGGAAGGGAAAUUGAUAAAGAUGAAAUUAUCAAGCUUUUGAUGCAACCAUUUCCUCAGCGUGGUGAUGAUGGUGAUCAAAGUAUCUGUGUCAUUUCCAUAGUGGGAAUUGGAGGAUUGGGGAAGACCACACUUGCAAAGUUGAUAUUCAAUGAUAAGAGGAUGGAUGAUCUUUUUCAAUUGAAGAUGUGGGUGUGUGUCUCUGAUAAUUUUGACAUCAGGCAGAUAAUCAUUAAAAUCAUCAACUCUGCCACUGCUUCUUUUUUUACUUCAGCUUCCGCUCCAACGAGUGGUCUUGCUUACCCAGAAAACAUUACCAACUUAGAUAUUGUGCAACUAGUAAGUUGUAUGAGACAAAAACUUUCUGGUCAAAAGUUUUUACUGGUGUUAGAUGAUGUAUGGAAUGAUGAUCGUGCAAAGUGGAUUGAGUUGAGAGAUUUGAUAAAAGUUGGACCACCAGGAAGCAAAAUUGUGGUGACAACACGCAGUAAAUCAAUUGCUUCAAUGAUGGGUAAUGUUCCCUCCUAUGUUUUGGAAGGUCUUUCUCCAACGGAUUGUUUGUCUCUAUUUGUCAAAUGGGCAUUCAAGGAAGGAAAAGAAGAAAACUAUCCAAAUCUAGUAGAGAUCGGAAAAGAAAUCGUGAAAAAAUGCCAAGGGGUUCCACUAGCCCUGAGAACAUUGGGAAGUUCCCUCUUCUCAAACUUUGAUUUAAGUAAGUGGGAAUUUGUCAGAGACUCAGAAAUGUGGAAUUUGGAACAAAAGGAACAUGAUAUUUUACCUGCACUAAAAUUAAGCUAUGAUCAAAUGCCGUCCUAUCUGAGACAAUGUUUUGCUUAUUUUUCCCUUUAUCCCAAAGAUCAUAUCUUCAAUACUUAUGUAAUGUGUAGUCUUUGGAUAGCCCUUGGAUUAGUUCAAUCCUUAAAUGGAAGUGAAAAGCUAGAGCAUGUUGCAAGAAAUUAUAUUGAUGAGUUACAUUCAAGAUCAUUUCUUCAGGAUGUCGAUGACUUUGGCUCCUCUUGCGAGUUCAAAAUACAUGAUUUGAUACAUGAUCUUGCAUUGUAUGUUGCAAGAGAGGACUUUGUAGCAGUAGACUCGCAUAUUCAGAAUAUACCUCCGCAAGCAAGGCAUUUAUCAGUUGUUGAAAAUGAUUCGCUUGACCAUUAUUUAUUCCCCAAGUCCAAAUAUUUGAGAAGUAUAUUAUUUCCCAUCCACGGAGUGGGUCUUGCAAGUGAAAGGGUUCUAGAUACAUGGGUAUCAAGAUACAAAUACUUGCGUUACUUAGAUUUAAGUGAUUCUUCAAUUAAGAUUCUGCCAAAUUCACUUACAAAAUUGGGGCACCUGCGUUUUCUCGAUCUUUCUCGUAAUGACAGGAUCAAAAGACUUCCAAAUUCCAUUUGCAAACUUCUAAAUUUGCAAGUUUUGUUGCUUAGUGGGUGCAUUGAGCUUGAAGAAUUGCCUAAAGGAAUAGGGAAGUUGAUUAGUCUUCGUCGUCUUAUUGUCACCACAAAACAGUCUACUCUGCCACAUGAUGAAUUUGCUAGUUUGAACCAUCUUCAAUCUUUGAGUUUUCAUGAUUGUGACAAUUUGAAGCUUAUGUUCAGACAACAACUCCCGUCCAUUGAAGAACUACAUUUUGAAUCAUGUGGGAGUCUCGAAAGCUUACCUCUUUACAUUUUUCCUAAACUACAGACUCUGUUUAUUAAUGAUUGUCAGAUGUUAAACAUGUCAUUGAACAACGAAAGCCCAAUCCAAAAGUUGAGGAUGAAAUAUUUGAUGCUUAUGAAUUAUCCGGGGCUUCUGGCAUUGCCUAGGUGGACUGUAGGUAUUGCAGACACAUUAGAGACCUUGCUAAUUUCUGAUUUGCCAGAUCUUGAGAUGCUUCCCGAGUGUUUAACAACAAUGUUUAAUCUUAAGAGGAUAUAUAUUCAUAACUGUCCUCAAUUGUUAUGUCUUCCAAGUGACAUGCAUCACCUCACGGCUCUUGAAGAUUUGCGCAUAGUUGAUUGCCCUGAAUUAUGCCGAAAAUGUUUGCCUCAAUCUGGUGAGUAUUGGCCCAUGAUUUCUCAUAUCAAGGGCAUUUUCAUUGAAGAACCAAGAGGAGAGGCGGAAUGAAGUCAUCAACCUUGGAAGAUGAUGACGUUGGCAUGGAAAAGAAAUAUGCAGCUUGAAGAGAACUAGGCGAUAUAAGAGUUGUUGUUUCAGCAAUCCAGCAUUCACCAAAAGAGAGCAGACCAGUGAUUGAUGACAUUUCAGAACAUGAAUGUCAGAUCACUAGGAAUGGAAAAUAGUUGUUUUUAUUAUAAUGUUCGAUGUAUCCUAAGAUUUCAAAAUGAGUAUUGUCUUUCAUAUUAUAUUUCCAGUUCUCAAAACCAUAUCUAUGAAAAUUCCAUAUUUGUUGUGAUUUAACUGGCAAUGGCUUUAUUCAUUCCA